This is a messenger RNA of Aspergillus mulundensis, 1359 nucleotides long. RefSeq names its product carbamoyl-phosphate synthase (glutamine-hydrolyzing) CPA1 (gene cpa1). The transcript has a single exon. NCBI's taxonomy places the organism in Eukaryota, Fungi, Ascomycota, Eurotiomycetes, Eurotiales, Aspergillaceae. The coding region runs from base 1 to 1359 and encodes 452 amino acids. Gene Ontology annotation, cellular component: cytoplasm; carbamoyl-phosphate synthase complex. Gene Ontology annotation, biological process: L-arginine biosynthetic process; 'de novo' pyrimidine nucleobase biosynthetic process; L-glutamine metabolic process. The record is from RefSeq and is a predicted model, not a curated record. Gene Ontology annotation, molecular function: carbamoyl-phosphate synthase (glutamine-hydrolyzing) activity.
AUGUUCAGCCGACUCUUCAAGGCGGUCCCCGCCAGGGCUCCAGCCUUCUCCUCCCCCUUGCCUAUCUACCAGGCCCGCACCAUGGCUACUGUUCGCAACUCGAGGCCUAUCGAGCGAGCGACCUUCACGAUCCGAGAUGGUCCUAUCUUCCACGGAAAGUCCUUCGGAGCCCGUACCAACAUCUCCGGAGAGGCUGUCUUCACCACCUCUCUGGUCGGAUACCCUGAAUCCCUGACUGACCCCUCCUACCGGGGCCAGAUCCUGGUUUUCACCCAGCCCUUGAUUGGAAACUACGGUGUUCCCUCUACCGAGAGGGACCCGCACGGUCUUCUCAAGUACUUCGAGUCGCCCAACCUCCAGGCCGCUGGUGUGGUUGUUGCCGACGUUGCAGAGCAGUACUCUCACUGGACCGCUGUUCAGAGUCUCGGCGAAUGGUGCGCUCGUGAGGGUGUUCCUGCUAUCUCUGGCGUUGACACCCGUGCCAUUGUCACCUACCUCCGUGAGCAGGGUUCCUCCCUUGCUCGUAUCACUGUCGGUGAGGAGUACGAUGCCGACCAGGAUGAGGCCUUCACCGACCCCGAGCAGAUUCACCUUGUUCGCCAGGUCAGCACCAAGUCGCCUUUCCAUGUCAGCGCUGCCGACCCUCAGUGCCACGUUGCCGUCCUUGACUGCGGUGUCAAGGAGAACAUCCUGCGCAGCCUCGUCAGCCGCGGAGCUAGCAUCACGGUGUUCCCCUUCGACUACCCCAUCCACAAGGUCGCUCACCACUUUGACGGUGUCUUCAUCUCCAACGGCCCCGGUGACCCCACCCACUGCCAGGAGACCACCUACCACCUCCGCCGCCUGAUGGAGACCUCUCAGGUCCCCGUCUUCGGUAUCUGCUUGGGUCACCAGCUUCUGGCCCUUGCUGCUGGUGCUCGCACUGUCAAGCUCAAGUACGGUAACCGUGCUCACAACAUCCCGGCUCUUGACCUCACCACUGGUCGCUGCCACAUCACCAGCCAGAACCACGGUUACGCUGUGGAUGCGUCUACCCUGCCUUCUGACUGGAAGCCCUACUUUGUGAACUUGAACGACUCCUCCAACGAGGGCAUGAUCCACAAGUCUCGUCCCAUUUUCAGCACCCAGUUCCACCCCGAGGCUAAGGGCGGUCCUCUUGACUCCUCUUACCUUUUCGACAUCUACAUCGAGAGCGUCAAGAAGUACAAGCACAGCCAGCUGGCUUUCCACCCCAGCCGGGAUACCAUCCCCAGCCCUCUCUUGGUUGACUUGCUUCCCAAGGAGCGUGUCGGUGUUGCCCCUACCAUUGGUAUGCAGAACGUGGCUGCUGCUACCGCUGCUGCCGCCGUCGCUGCUUAG